Anastrepha ludens (Mexican fruit fly) is the source of this 1137-nucleotide messenger RNA. RefSeq names its product CCR4-NOT transcription complex subunit 11 (gene Not11). The transcript is spliced from 5 exons. Gene Ontology annotation, cellular component: CCR4-NOT complex. The coding region runs from base 138 to 1025 and encodes 295 amino acids. Lineage: Eukaryota; Metazoa; Arthropoda; Insecta; Diptera; Tephritidae. Gene Ontology annotation, biological process: negative regulation of translation; mRNA catabolic process. The record is from RefSeq and is a predicted model, not a curated record.
CAAAGUUUAUUUUCAUAGCACAUUUUGUGUUUACUUUUAGUUAUUGAAAUAACUAACAAUAUUUUAUUAUAAUAAUAAUCAAAAAACAUAGUGUAAUUAGUGUAAAAGUUAUGUAAUACGGCGAUUUGCUUUCCAUCAUGAAAAGAGCAAACUAUGAUGAAGCAAACGAACUGCCUAUAAACGUUAUGUCGAGUGUUAUGAACUGCAUAACACCAUUGAAUAAUUAUCGCUGGCCAUCUGAGUGCAACGACAAUAUAUCGACAUCAUAUGGAGGAGCCAUGGGUAGUAAAAAAACAAUUCAUCCUGAAUUACUUUCUUUGGCUCCACCGCUAAUGGACUUCGAAGACGAACUAAUUUGGUUUGAUAAUGUAGGAAAGCGCAAUGAAAAAAUAUCUUACGAUAACUCCAACUGUAUUGACGCAUACUCUAAGCAACUUUUAACUCUGGCCUUCUAUCAGCCAUUAGCGCCACAUGAGCAGAAAAUUUUGUUGGAAGAGGUCGCGAAGCACACAAACUUUAUUUAUCAAAUAGGCUUAACUCCGACAAAGUUACCCCAACUUGUGGAAAAUAAUCCCCUUAUAUCAAUAGAAAUUUUACUUAGACUUAUGAAGACUGUGGAAAUAACGGACUAUUUUAAUGUUUUGGUACAAAUGGAUAUCACAUUACAUUCAAUGGAAGUGGUCAACAGGCUCACCACCUCAGUAGAUUUACCCACAGAGUUCAUUCAUUUGUAUAUCAGCAAUUGCAUAUCUACGUGUGAAACUGUUAAGGACAAAUAUAUGCAAUCACGUCUGGUGCGUUUAGUUUGUGUUUUUCUGCAGUCACUUAUAAGGAAUAAAAUAAUUAAUGUUAAGGAAUUGCUGAUUGAAAUUGAAGCUUUCUGUGUAGGCUUCAGCCGUAUCAAAGAAGCUGUAGGUUUAUAUCGACUUUUAAAGAACCUGGAGCUUGGCGAACAUGGACCUAGUGCCAGUACUGGAAGCUUAUCAUAUUCUACAAACAAAAACGAUAACGCAUCACCUAAAUGAGAAUUCCUCUUUGCACUCGAAGUUUCAAGAAUACAAACAUACGAAAGAGACAUAAAUGUGUAAAUACUACAAAUAUUAAAGAAAAAAUGCUUAUGAUAUUAUAAUAACAUUA